This is a messenger RNA of Euleptes europaea (tarantolino), 1877 nucleotides long. RefSeq names its product proline dehydrogenase 1 (gene PRODH). The record is from RefSeq and is a predicted model, not a curated record. Lineage: Eukaryota; Metazoa; Chordata; Lepidosauria; Squamata; Sphaerodactylidae. Gene Ontology annotation, cellular component: mitochondrion. The coding region runs from base 1 to 1857 and encodes 618 amino acids. The transcript has 14 exons. Gene Ontology annotation, molecular function: FAD binding; proline dehydrogenase activity.
AUGGCCGGGCGGUGCCAAAACCUCCGCGGCGGGACGCUGCGCGCAGCCUCGGCGCUGCUCCUCCGGCGCCGUCCGCUCUCCACGGCAGCCGCUCCGGUCCUGGGCGCCGCCUCCAGCGACGCUGCCCCGCCGCCUUCCCGAGGGGCUGCAGCCCCGGCCGGUUUGCAAGAUGCCCACCGCCCCCAGCAGCAGCUGCCGCCGCCCCCAGCCGUGGACUUCGCCGACACGCGGGAGGCCUUCCGCAGCAAGACCAGCGGCGAGCUGGCCCGCGGACUGGUGGUGCUGGGGCUCAGCUCCGUCGACCUGCUGGUGGAGCGCGCCCAGCAGGUGAUGACCCUCAGCCGGAAGCUGCUGGGGCAGCGGCUCUUCGAGAAGCUGAUGAAAAUGACCUUCUAUGGGCAGUUUGUGGCCGGGGAGGAUCAAAGAGCCAUCAAGCCUCUUAUCCAGCACAACCUUGCCUAUGGUGUGGGCUCCGUGCUCGACUAUGGCGUGGAGGAGGACCUAAGCUCAGAGGAGGCUGAGAAGAAGGAGCUGGACUCCUGUACCUCUGCAUUUGAGAAGGAGACAGGCAAGCAGAGAGAAAAGCGAUACAGUGUGCAUCGCGGGUUUGGCGAUCGACGGGCCGGUGUCACCAGUGCCCGUACCUACUUCUAUGCAGAUGAAGCCAAGUGUGACCAGCGCAUGGACACCUUUCUGCAGUGCAUAGAAGCCUCAGCUAGCAGCUCAGAAAAUGGCUUCUCAGCUAUUAAACUGACUGCAUUGGGGAGGCCUCAGUUCUUGCUGCAGUUCUCGGAGGUGUUGGUGAAGUGGCAGACGUUCUUCCACCAGAUGGCUACAGAGCAGGGCAUGGGGGGUCUCGCAGCCCUGGAGACCAAGCUGGAGGUGAAGAAACUGCAGGAGGCACUGGCCAAGCUGGGAGUCGCCACCAAGGCAGAGAGCCAGCACUGGUUUACUGGUGAGAAGCUGUGUGAGUCUGGAACAGUGGACUUGCUAGACUGGAACAGCUUGAUCGAUGCCCAGACGAAGAUUUCCAAACUGCUGCUCAUUCCAAACAUGAAGACAGGGCAACUUGAGCCCCUGCUGUCUAGCUUCACAGAGGAGGAGGAGAUGCAAAUGAAACGGCUGCUGCAGAGGAUGGAUGUCCUGGCCAAGAAAGCUACGGAGUUGGGCGUGAGGUUGAUGGUGGAUGCAGAACAGACCUACUUCCAGCCAGCCAUUAGGCGCCUCACCCUGGAGAUGCAGCGCAAGUUCAACCAGCAGAGGGCAGCCAUCUUCAACACAUACCAGUGCUAUCUGAAGGGAGCUUAUGAUCACGUGACCAUGGACGUGGCUCUCUCCCGUCGGGAAGGCUGGCACUUCGGAGCCAAACUGGUUAGGGGCGCCUACAUGACUCAGGAGCGCAGCAGGGCAGCCGAACUGGGCUACGAGGACCCCAUAAACCCAACUUACCAGAAGACCAGUGAGAUGUACCACAGAUGCCUGGACUACAUCCUCGAGGAGAUCAAGCGCCGCCGGAAGGCCAACGUCAUGGUGGCUUCCCACAACGAAGACACAGUGAAGUUUGCAAUUCACAGGAUGGCAGAACUUGGCAUCCAUCCCUCUGAGAACAAGAUCUGCUUUGGGCAGCUCCUAGGCAUGUGUGACCAAAUUACCUUCCCUCUUGGCCAAGCUGGCUUCCCGGUCUACAAAUAUGUUCCCUAUGGGCCUGUGAACGAAGUGCUGCCUUACCUGACCAGGAGAGCCCAGGAAAACCGAGGCUUCAUGAAGAGAGCCAAGCAGGAGCAGCAUCUCCUGCUCGCUGAGCUCAAGAGGCGGCUGCUCUCAGGCACCCUUUUCUACAGUCCAAGCCCACCCUAGACUUGCCCUUCGAGCGCCAG